AUGACUAUAACCCCAAAAGAAUCCAACAGUUUGAAGAAAGAUUUGCUAGCGCUAUGUGCAUUGUCUUCCAGACUCAAACUCGAACGCCAGCGACAAAGAGUUUAUCUGUCCACGGAAGAAGACGGAAACGGAAAACUGAAAUCCAACCAACUCUUAAGAGGACUUCUUUCUUUCAUUUCUCUUUCUUUUUUAUCAUAUUUCUUCUUCAUUCUUUCUUUAUUUUUCUUUAAUAUUCAUUCAAAAUUCAUUAAUUUUUCAUAUUCCUUUCAUUAUUCUUUCUUUGUUUAUUUUUCUUUCAUGUUCCUUCUUUCAUUCCUUCUUUAUUUAUUUCUCCCUCAUUCCUUCUUUCAUUCAGUCUCUUUCCCCAGUAUUCCUUUCUUAUUUUAUUUAUUUCUCCCUGAUUCGUCAUUGCAUUCAUUCUUUCUCCCAGAUUCUUUAUUUCAGUCUUUUUUCAUUAUUUCUCUACAAGCAAGGCAAUAA
Molecule: messenger RNA, 480 nt
Organism: Acanthosepion pharaonis
Lineage: Eukaryota; Metazoa; Mollusca; Cephalopoda; Sepiida; Sepiidae
Source: the annotation of a GenBank genome assembly